Messenger RNA from Rotaria sp. Silwood2, 1158 nucleotides. The record is from the annotation of a GenBank genome assembly. NCBI's taxonomy places the organism in Eukaryota, Metazoa, Rotifera, Eurotatoria, Philodinida, Philodinidae.
AUGGAAGAUCUGCACUUACUGCUCAAUCAUGUACAACAAUGUACUCAAUUUACAAUUGAUACAGAGUCAGAAAGAUCAGAUGGUCAAUUAGCAUUAAUCCAGAUACAAACUAUACCAUCUCAAUUACCAUCAUUAUUAAUAUUAAUUGAAUUACAACAUCUUCCAUCUGAUAAUCCACCUGCGUAUGUAAAAAUUAAAAUUUUUUUUACAUUAGUAUUUAGAUCUGGAAAUCAAUUAUAUUCAUGGGGCGAUAUGGGCAAAGAAUUAGAGCCAAUACAAGAUUAUCAUUUAGUUAAUUGGCCAGCAACAGCAUUAUUGAUUGACAUCCAACCGUAUUUUUCGGAUUGGUAUGAGUGGGCACUGGCUCAUUGUGAGUCAUGUUGCCCGAAUCAUAAUCCUCAUUACGAUGAAAUUAAUUAUGAUAAUGUUACUACCCAAAAUUAUUCGUCAUCAACAUGUGUUUGUCAUGAACCAAGUCCAUAUCGUCCACGUGAAAAAUGGUCUCUUCAGAAGGUCUUAAUUUAUGCAGCACACAUGUUCAUCGAUAAAUCAAGUACAGUUAAUAAUUGGGCUGCAGAUGAUGAUGAAAUUUAUCUUAAUCAACUCAUUGAACCAGUUACGAAUGAACAACUUGGAAAUGAAACAAUCUCAAAUGAUGAACAAGAUUUUACUGGUCAAUUAUUGGUCAAUGAUGCUGAAUUAAUUAGUGAAGAAGACAAUGAUAAUGAUGAAAUUCAACCAGCUGCAGUUGUCGAAGAAAAACUACCAACAACAAAAUGUAGAAGAACUCACCAACAACGCUCAAGGUCGUCACGACAACGAAGAAAUAGAAAACGAAAUAACACCCAUCGAACACGUCGUUACCAACAUUAUAUUACUCGUUCGAUGUAUUAUAAAUUUGCUAUGACAUCAAUCAAGAAAGUUCUUCAACAACAUCACAUCAACUAUGUACACGUUAAGGAGACUGAUGGCAUACUAAUUAUUGGUGUAAAGAACGCCUUGAUCCAACAACAGUAUCAAAAUCGAAUACCAGAAGAUAUAUUUGAUCGGAAACAUUAUCAAAUUUAUCAACAUCAUCAUCAAAAUCACCAUCAACAUAAUCAUCAACAUCAUCAUCAAAAUCACCAUCAACAUAAUCAUCAACAUCAUCAUGAAUAA